Messenger RNA from Priceomyces carsonii, 1305 nucleotides. RefSeq names its product glycine decarboxylase subunit T (gene GCV1). The record is from RefSeq and is a predicted model, not a curated record. Gene Ontology annotation, biological process: glycine catabolic process. NCBI's taxonomy places the organism in Eukaryota, Fungi, Ascomycota, Pichiomycetes, Serinales, Debaryomycetaceae. Gene Ontology annotation, molecular function: protein binding; aminomethyltransferase activity. The transcript has a single exon. Bases 1 to 1305 code for a protein of 434 amino acids. Gene Ontology annotation, cellular component: mitochondrion.
AUGAAACUAUUUUUCGAGACCGAGUCAAAAUAUCAAACGGAGUCAAUAUCUCUUACUUUUAUAAAUAUCGAACCAAUGUAUAUUGUUCUAAGUAAACUCGUUAUCCAUUUGAAUGAAGGAAUGCAGAGGAUAAUUUCUAGAUUCUUUUCAAGUAGAAGUGCAUUAGCUUUAGCUAAGACUCCACUUUAUGAGGCACAUAUAGCACUCGGCGGUAAGAUGGUACCGUAUGCUGGUUUCGAUAUGCCAGUCUUAUAUGAUGGCCAAUCUCAUAUUGAAUCUCACAAUUGGGUAAGAAACAAAGUCGGAUUGUUCGACGUCAGCCAUAUGCUUCAACAUAAAUUCACAGGUAAGGAUUCUGUAGAUCUAUUGGAGAAAAUCACUCCGAUUGAUUUGAGAAGUAUCCCAAUAAAUGGCUCAAGCUUAACCGUAUUACUUAACGAAAAUGGAGGUGUGAUUGAUGACUGUAUUGUCACUAAGCAUGGAGAAAAUGAUUAUUAUAUGGUUACCAAUGCGGGCUGUCGAGAAAAGGAUGUUGAUUUCAUUAAAAAGAAUGCCAAGGAGUUCAACGAUGCUAAUCAUAAAACGUUUGAAAGCACCUUGUUGGCAGUUCAGGGUCCCAAAGCUGCCGAAUUGAUGCAAAAAUUCACUAAUGAGAAGCUCUCCCAAAUAACAUUUGGCCAAACAAGAUAUUUGAAGCUUUCACCAAUCGCUGCCCAAGUUCAUUUAGCGAGAGCUGGAUAUACAGGAGAAGAUGGCUUCGAGCUUUCUAUACCGUCAGCCACUGAAAGCGAGGCUAAGGACUCCUUGAAUUUUUUCAAGUCUUUAAUUCAUGAUUUUCCAGAUUUGGUCAAGCCAAUCGGCUUGGCUGCAAGAGACUCUUUGAGGUUAGAGGCUGGUAUGUGCUUGUAUGGGCAUGAGUUGACGGAGGAUAUCAGUCCAGUAGAAGCAUCAUUAACAUGGUUGAUUCCAAAAACACGAAGGGAUACAAGGAAUAAUUUCAACGGUGCUUCAAAGAUAGUAUCUCAAAUUAAAGAUAAGAAGUCUUUCGCUCGUCGUAGAGUGGGGGUGAUUUCGAAGGGGCCAUCACCAAGAGAUGGAAAUCUACUAUUUAGUCCAGAAGGUGAACAAAUUGGCUAUAUUACAUCUGGCUCGCCAUCUCCAACUUUAGGCGGGAAUGUUGCCCAGGCUUAUAUCGAUAAAAGAUUCAAGAUUGGAAGCCCCAUCAAGAUUCAAAUAAGAGGAAAACUAAGAGAUGGUACCAUAGCAAAAAUGCCAUUUGUUCCGACUCAUUUCUAUAGAGGGUAG